AUGGCCGAUAUCGAUGUCAAGAUUGCUCAAUGGAAGCUUGUUGAGGUUGGCCGUGUUCUGCUGAUCCGCAGCGGUCCUUUCACCGGCAAGCUUGCUGCCAUUGUCGAGAUCAUCGACCACAAGCGUGUCCUGGUUGACGGUCCUUCCACCGAGGAGAACAAGAUCGUUCCCCGUCACGCCCUUCCCCUCGCUCACGCCACUCUCACCCCCUUCGUCAUUCCCAAACUCCCCCGCGCUGCCGGCACUGGUCCCGUGAAGAAGCUCUGGGAGAAGAACGAGAUCGAUGGAAAGUGGGCUAAGAGCACCAUUGCUCAGAAGACUGAGCGCGCUGAGCGGAGGAAGAACCUGACCGACUUCGAGCGCUUCAAGGUCCUCAGACUCAGAAAGCAGGCUCGCUACGAGGUCCAGAAGGCUCACGCCAAGGCCAGGGCUGCUGCUCCUAAGUCAUAG
Aspergillus udagawae is the source of this 450-nucleotide messenger RNA. RefSeq names its product 60S ribosomal protein eL14. The transcript has 3 exons. Gene Ontology annotation, biological process: ribosomal large subunit biogenesis; translation. Lineage: Eukaryota; Fungi; Ascomycota; Eurotiomycetes; Eurotiales; Aspergillaceae. The record is from RefSeq and is a predicted model, not a curated record. Gene Ontology annotation, cellular component: ribosome; cytosolic large ribosomal subunit. Gene Ontology annotation, molecular function: structural constituent of ribosome; RNA binding. Bases 1 to 450 code for a protein of 149 amino acids.